CAUUUCUCCUCCACUAUGAGCAGACCAGUCACACUGCACACUGGCCUGGCUUUCUGUAGCCUCCUGCUUCUCAGCUGUGCCACACGAUGCCUGGCCUUUCCCAAAACAGAAAGGAGUGAGAUCGCAUAUGUUCCUGCAGAAGAAGGGCAGUUUGAGAAGAUGAGCACAGAUGGCCUAGAGAACAGCUCUCUUACCUCAAAGCAGGCUCCUCAGAUGGUGGUCUCUGAGGAUCCACUGACGUCAGCAGGGCCAUCAGCCCUGCCGUCAAAUCAAGUAUUCUUGAUUAACAAAGAAACCCCUCCUAGAGGAGCCAGGCUCCUGCAGCCUGAUAGCCCUGAUGUUUAUGCUGCUACUGUGCCAGCAGGCCCAGCAGGUGAAGACGUGUUUGGUUCCAGUCAGCCAGAGAGAAUGUCUCCUUUCAAGGCUGUGUUAACCACUGCUGUCACUGCAACCACUUCUCUGAAUAUUGGUGUGAAGGAGGAGCCCAUCAGGGGGACCAGCAUGCAGCCCACUGCUGAAGAGGCCACAGAAGCAACACUGAGUGAUGUGGAUGACCAGUUAUUUGCAACUGACAGUCAUGAAGGAGUUAGUCUGGGACACUCCUCUUCAUCCCAUGUGAAUGCUAAAGAAAUGCUGACCACCUGGGCAAGGCCUGAGGAAUCUGAAACAUCCCCAGACCACAGGAAAACAUCUUUUCCUGGUACUGGGUCCACAGUAGGCCCUGAGCCUGAGAGCCUCACACCUGAUAAGAAGCCUGUGCAGAUGACGGCUGAUGAUACCCAGGUGACUUCCACCAAGCAAUCAUUCAUGGCUUCUGAGCAUACGCUGAGCGUCCAGCCAGAAACUGAUAGUCUGCUGGGAGCCCCAGAAGUCACACUGAGUGUCAGCACAGCUGUCCCAGCUGCUUCUGUGUUCAGUGAUGACUGGGAUGACACCAAAUUAGAGAGUGUAGGCCAAAUAAAGACCCCGAAGCUUGGAGACAGUGCAGGGGCUCAGGUGAGAGUAGAAAUAUCUCCGACAGCACAGGCAAGCCGUGAGGGGACGGAAGGGGGCUGGCCUUUGACAGAGGCCGCACACGUGGCUCUGGGGCUGGCGGAAGGGGAAACACACGUGCGGACAGUCCUGGUAACAGCACAAGGGGAUGAGCUGUCUCCUGCCUUCACCCAUCAGAGUUCCUUUCCCCCCACAAGCCUGAUGGAAGACACAACAGUUUCUGUUGUGGACCUGUUCCAAAGUACGGGAGACUCCACAGAAUCCAUCAAGGAACAGGAUGCUGUGUCUUCCUUGGAGACCACUGUUUCCAUCUCAGAGUAUGAGUCCGAGGCAUAUCAACUUUUGGGAAAUACAUCAAAAGACAUCGUCACACAAGAGAUGACAACAGCUAUUCAAGAACCAGAAGCCACUUUGUCCUUGGUGACACAAGAGCAAGUCGUUCUCCUUGAGGUUACUGGAGACGGUGGCGGGACAGAGGGAGGAGAAGAGCUGCCCACUCCUGUGUCCGGGGAACCCGGUGUUACUCAGCUGUCAAGAAAAUGGGAGCCUCUGGCCGCUGUGGUUUCAACUACAGCUGUCCCUUUGUCUGUGGAAGCUGCUCCUGCUCUGGAAGACCUCAUGGACACAGUCACAGGGCCAGGUGAGGAGCUGACAUCAGUUCUGGGUUCUCCGGUGACGCCCCCAGGAAUGAUGGUGGAGACACAUGGCCUUUCCCCCAUGCUGUCCGCUUCUGAGGUGUCCUCUGAGAAGGGAACUGUCUGGCCAUCCAUUAGCCAUGUCAACACAGCCACCUCUUAUGGCCUGGACCAGCUUGAAUCUGAAGAGGGAGAGGAGGAUGAGGAUGAAGAGGAUGAAGAAGAUGAAGAUGAAGAAGAGGAGGAUGAGGAAGAAGAUGAGGAGGAUAAAGAUGCGGACUCCCUGGGUGAGGGUUUGGACGGCGCUGCGGAGCUGCCGGGGUUCACGCUCCCUGGUGUCACAUCCCAAGAGCCUGAUACCGAGCAGGGCAGCAUGGGCCUGCUGGAGGGAGCCACCUACCAGGUGCCAGACGCCAUUGAGUGGGAACAGCAGAACCAAGGCCUGGUGAGAAGCUGGAUGGAAAAAUUAAAAGACAAGGCUGGUUACGUGUCUGGGAUGCUGGUGCCUGUGGGGGUUGGCAUAGCCGGUGCCUUGUUCAUCUUGGGAGCACUGUACAGCAUUAAGGCUAUGAAUCGUCGAAGGAGAAAUGGCUUCAAGAGACAUAAAAGAAAGCAGAGAGAAUUCAACAGCAUGCAAGAUCGAGUAAUGCUCUUAGCCGACAGCUCUGAAGAUGAAUUUUGA
Molecule: messenger RNA, 2310 nt
Organism: Otolemur garnettii (small-eared galago)
Lineage: Eukaryota; Metazoa; Chordata; Mammalia; Primates; Galagidae
Gene: ARMH4
Product: chromosome unknown C14orf37 homolog
Exons: 7
Coding region: 16-2310 (764 amino acids)
Source: RefSeq, a predicted model, not a curated record